CAUGUGUGUGUGUGUUGAGCAAAGCAGCAGCAACAACAAUAACAGCCAUAGGAACAGUGACAAGGCGGCGAAUACAAAUACAGCUAAAACAAAAUUAAUUAGAGAGCGAGUGCAACGUGGAGAAGAGAGCGCGCGCUGCUGCUGCUGUUUGGCAUCAUCUUAUGAUGUCAUCAGAGGAGUACGACGCGCAGUGUUUUGGUUUGUAUAGCAAUGAGAACGACUUGCUGCUAAAGACAACAACAACUACAACAACAACAACUAAGCAAGAGCAACAACAACCACCGCCUAUAAAGAGCGAAAUAGCGCUAAACGGUGAGUACGAGGAACAGACACACACACUCUCAAACGGUGGCAGUGAGUGUGCCGCCGACAACAACAACGAUAGCAGCAGCGAAGGUAAAGCAGCGUCAGCGACAGCGCAGGAAACGACGACGACGUCGCACGACGACUCCGACGACGACGUUGUAGUCGUGCUCGAAGGCUGCGAAGGCAAAGCAGUGACAACGGCUGCGGCAAUAUCGGCAACAAAGUGCGCGACAACACCAGCAGCAACAGUGACGAGCGUAAAUCAAACGAAAUUAAAUCGUAGCACGCGCACGCGAUCCUUGAGCGGCAAUAGCAAUACAAAUACCAGUAGCUCGUGUAAUACCAGUAAUAAUAGUAGUGUGAAUAGUAGCAACAAAAAUAACAACGGCAACAACACUUCCUGUGCGGCAACUGCUGCAUUCAUGAGUAGCGCAGCUGCGGCUGCUGCGGGUGCCGCUGGAGUUGGAGCGCUUUAUGGCGCCUUGAACGCAAAUUCAAACUCUAAUUUAAAUAAUUUAACAAGCCAAAGUCAAAGCCAAAAUACGAACGCGACUGCAACAAAUUGUAGUGUCAGUGUGAACAACAAUAAUAACAACAACAAUAACAGCAGCAACAACAACAACAGUACCAGCAACAGCAACAGUCCAACAUCAAGCUCGCCCUCCGCCUCAGCAUCCGCCUCGGCCGCCUCCACACUGUUGACAGCCGCUUUUGGCAAUUUAUUCGGAGCUGCCAACGCUGCGGCUGCUUCGGCCUUCGGCUCCUCGCAAUCGGCUAAAAUGCUAAAUGAGCUAUUCGGUCGUCAAAUGAAGCAGGCGCAGGAUGCCAGCAGCGGUCUGCCCCAGACGCUGGACAAUGCCAUGUUGGCCGCAGCCAUGGAGACGGCCACAAGUGCCGAGCUACUAAGUGCUGCCGGACUCGUCAAUAGCCUUAAUUCGGGCAAAUUGCUGAGCAACAAUAACAACAACAAUAAUAACAACAGUGCUCUGAGCAAUGGCAAUCAGAAUGUGUCGCCAAAUUCCACACCCAAAAUAGGCAGACGCACCUCGAACUGCAGCGAUCGCUCCCUCGAUGGAGGUGCCGAAGUGGCCAGUGGCUCGCCACCUCGUGCGGCAUCAGUGAGUUCGUUGAAUGGCGGCGCCAAUGGGAGCACAUCGCCCACACAGCAGAUGCAGCACGAUCUGGUUGCUCACCAUAUGCUCCGCAAUAUACUGCAGGGCAAGAAGGAGCUGAUGCAAUUGGAUCAGGAGCUGAGGACAGUCAUGCAACAGCAGCAGCAGCAGCAGCAACAGGAGAAGCAGGAGCUGCAUAAGCUGAACAACAACAACAGUGUGGCUGCCACAAAUAACAACAACAAUGUUGCCGACAAGCUCAGCAACAGCAGCAGCAACAGCAACAGGCAAGUGAUUAAUCUGAUCGAGGACACUGAGAUGCUGGACAUUAAGAUUAAAAGUGAGCCACAGAGUGCCACACAGACGGUGCCAGUUCUGCAACACUCGCCACACGGCAGUCACCACAGUAGCAACAGCAAUAACAGUCACAGCAACAAUAGCAACAACAGCAGCAUGCGUCGCAAGUCCUCGGACUCAAUGGACAGUGUUGCUGCCUCUAACCACGGGGAUGCUCAGCGCCUGGACGGAGAUGUGAAUGAAGUGGUGGCCACCAAAAAGGAGGCUGUUGACGACAUAUUGGACGAUGUAGAGCUGAUGGGCCUCAAUUCACGCUCCGAUCUCGAAUCGCUCGCCUCGCCCAGUCACUCGGACAUGUUGUUGCUGGACAACAGCAAGGACGAUGUGCUGGAUGACGACGACGAUGACGAUUGUGUCGUCGAAGACAAGCAGCUGGGCGACGGCAGCAACAACGGAGGCUCGCUCAAGAAGCCCGGCAUGGAUCUAAAACGGGCACGUGUCGAGAAUAUUGUGAGCAGCAUGCGCUGCAGUCCCUCCGCCCAACAGCAGGCCCCACACCUUCAAGUGAAUGGCUGCAAGAAGCGCAAGCUCUACCAGCCCCAGCAACACGCUAUGGAGCGUUAUGUGGCUGCCGCAGCUGGGCUCAACUUCGGCCUGAAUCUGCAGAGCAUGAUGCUGGAUCAGGACGACAGCGAAUCCAAUGAGAUGGAGUCGCCCCAAAUACAGCAGAAGCGUGUCGAGAAAAACGCGCUCAAGUCCCAGCUUCGCUCCAUGCAGGAGCAGUUGGCCGAGAUGCAGCAGAAAUAUGUUCAGCUCUGCACGCGCAUGGAACAAGAGUCCGAGUGCCAGGAGCUCGACAACGACAAUGCCAGCGACAGUCUGGAGCAGCAGGACGAGGUAGAGCUGUCGCCCUCACCCAUAGCCUCUCUGGCUGGUGACAACUCGCUGGGAAUUCAUGUGGAGACGCCCAAGGAGGCCGUGGAGCGCGCCAGCUCAAGUUCGCCACCCGCUCUCAAGACCAGCAGCACCAAGGUUGCGGCCACCAAUGCCAUGAGCGCUAGUCUGGACAAUGCACCCAAUAUGCUCACGCAGAUGAUGAGCAAGAUGAUGUCCUCGAAGCUGCACAACCCACUGGUGGGUCAUCCAAAUCUGCCACAGAGCUUCAACGGUCCGUUGCCACCCCUGUUGCAACACAUGGGCGACAUGUCGCAUGCAGCGGCCAUGUAUCAGCAAUUCUUCUUCGAGCAGGAGGCCCGCAUGGCCAAGGAAGCCGCCGAGCAGCAACAGCAGCAACAACAGCAGCAGCAGCAACAACAGCAGCAGCAACAACAACAGCAACAGCAUCAGCAGCAGCAGCAGUUGCAACAAGAGCAGCAGGAACAGCAGCGUCGAUUUGAACAGGAGCAGGAGCAGCGACGGAAAGAAGAGCAACAGCAGCUGCAGCGACAACAGCAACACUUGCAGCAACUGCAACAGCAACAGCAGCAACUUGAGCAACAGCAGCAGCAACAACAUGUGCCCCAAGCGCCGCUAAACCAGCCACAGCGUCCACAACUACACCACAAUGCGGGACGUCUGCCAACUCGCAUGGGCGGCCACACCGCCUUGAAGUCCGAGCUCUCCGAGAAGUUCAAUAUGCUGCGCAAUAGCAACAACAGCUCCAUGAUGCGCAUGUCCGGCACGGAUCUCGAGGGUCUUGCCGAUGUGCUCAAGUCAGAGAUAACCACCUCGCUCUCGGCCCUGGUGGACACAAUUGUGACGCGCUUCGUGCAUCAGCGACGCCUGUUCAGCAAACAGGCGGAUUCGGUUACUGCGGCCGCCGAGCAACUCAACAAGGAUCUGCUGCUGGCCUCGCAGAUACUCGAUCGCAAGUCGCCACGCACAAAGGUCGCGGAUCGCAGUCAAAACGGCCCAGUGCCGCAAACACAAUCAGCGGCAGCAAUGUUUCAGGCACCGAAGACGCCCCAGGGCAUGAACCCCGUGGCAGCCGCUGCUCUCUACAAUUCGAUGACAGGCGGUGGUCCAAAUCCCUUCUGCCUGCCCGAUCAGCAGCAGCAGCAGCAACAGGCCGCCCAACAGCAGCAGCAGCAACAGCAGCAGCAACAACAGCAGCAGCAGCAACAGACGCAACAGCAAUUAGAACAGAACGAGGCUCUCAGCCUGGUGGUCACACCCAAAAAGAAGCGCCACAAGGUCACCGAUACGCGCAUCACGCCACGCACUGUCAGUCGCAUACUCGCCCAGGAUGGUGUGUCGCCGGCUAGUGGACAAGCAGCCGCUGUCGCUGCAGCAGCCGCCGCUGCAGCCGCCCAGCAAGCGGUUGGCAAUGCGCCAAAUGGCAAUAACAACAGCAAUAACAACACAACACCCGCGCAAAGUCCGUCACCGCGUGGUCAGGCGCCUGCCUAUCACCCGCCUCCACCACCACCACCCAUGAUGCCGGUAUCGUUGCCCACCUCGGUGGCCAUACCUAAUCCUUCGUUGCAUGAAUCGCAAGUCUUCUCGCCGUACAGUCCGUUCUUUAAUCCGCAUGCAGCGCCACCACCACCACCGCAUGGACCACCGCACGGCGGUCAGCCAACAGCCGCUCAAAUGCACCACAUGAAGCUGUCCUCGAGUCCGCCCGGCGGUCUGGGCGCCCUCAUGGAUUCACGUGAUUCGCCGCCACUGCCACAUCCGCCUACAAUGCUUCAUCCCGCACUGCUGGCCGCCGCCCACCACGGCGCCUCGCCUGACUACAACACCUGUCUGCGGGCCGCCAUGGAUGCUCAGGACCGCCAGUCCGAGUGCAACUCGGCUGAGAUGCAGUUCGAUGGCAUGCAGCCUACUUCUUCUACAUUGACGCCGAUGCAUCUGCGCAAGGCCAAGCUGAUGUUCUUCUGGGUGCGCUAUCCGAGCUCAGCGGUGCUGAAAAUGUACUUCCCGGACAUCAAGUUCAACAAAAACAACACAGCACAAUUGGUGAAAUGGUUCUCGAACUUUCGAGAAUUCUACUACAUACAAAUGGAGAAAUAUGCACGACAAGCUGUCACUGAAGGCAUCAAGACACCCGAUGAUCUGUUGAUUGCUGGAGAUAGUGAAUUAUAUCGCGUGCUCAAUUUGCACUACAAUCGCAAUAAUCACAUUGAGGUGCCCCAAAAUUUCCGCUUUGUGGUCGAACAGACAUUGCGUGAAUUUUUCCGUGCAAUACAGGGUGGCAAAGACACCGAGCAAUCAUGGAAGAAAUCCAUAUACAAAAUUAUCUCACGCAUGGACGAUCCCGUGCCCGAAUACUUCAAGUCGCCGAAUUUUUUAGAGCAGCUGGAAUAAGUGGAGGAGUUGGCUUUGCCAACAAUGCCACCGCCAACUAUCACGACGACGAACACCUCCAGCUCCGUCUCGAACAUGAACAAGCGAAAAGUCAAAUUAAAAAAGUAAACUUACGUAAGAAAUCGCACUGGAUAUGACGAAACAACAAACACACUAAUACACCAAUACACUAACACACCAACACACACACACAACAACAAGUAUUUAUCUACUAAAACAAAUUGAAAUUGAGAAAUCCGAGGUAUUUGUAAAUGAAGAAAAGUUCAUAUACAAGUAUAAAUGCGUUUAGGCCUUUUAUCGAAUGCGCCGACAAAGCCGUAAAAUAUUUUUUCAAAAAUUUCGCUCCCAAGUAGCAACAACAACAAAACACAUAGAAUACACACACACAUACACACACACAUCCCUACUCAUACAUAUAACAACAAACUCAGCCAAGAGCAAAAUGUUGUACCAAAUGAAUAGAAAACCCAAUAAAUAGUGCAAAUUUUUAAAAGAAAGUCAGACCUGAGCCACGCAAAAGAAAUAUUCUAAAGAGAAAACAAUACAUGAAUAAACAUAUAAACAUAUUUUUAAACAGCAGUGUAAACUGUACUUACCGUUGGUUUGUUAGUUGAAAUUUUUUUGAAAAUAUUUUUUACAAAUAGUUGAAACCUCUAAGAAUACAUUUAACAAGAGUUGACACACACACACACACACACUCUCUUAUCAACACACACACACACACACACACACACAUACACAUACACAUACUUAUAACGGUACAGCUUAGAGCGCUUUGUUCCAAAGUGCGUUUUAUUUCCAAAACAUUUAAAAGUGCUGGUCAGCGAAAAGUGUUGUUCACUUUUGGCUAACAAUCAACUUUUAAACGACGACAACCACAAUUAAGAUAACAAUUCCGCAUUUGGCGCAACUGUUGCGCAAGCUUUGCAAAAGUAUUGCGCAACCUUGGCGCGCGAAUCGAAGAGCUGCGACGCAUUUCAAAUUUUAAAAUUAAGCAUAUAUU
Molecule: messenger RNA, 6027 nt
Organism: Scaptodrosophila lebanonensis
Lineage: Eukaryota; Metazoa; Arthropoda; Insecta; Diptera; Drosophilidae
Gene: pros
Product: homeobox protein prospero
Exons: 8
Coding region: 162-5024 (1620 amino acids)
Biological process (GO): regulation of transcription by RNA polymerase II
Cellular component (GO): nucleus
Molecular function (GO): DNA-binding transcription factor activity, RNA polymerase II-specific; RNA polymerase II cis-regulatory region sequence-specific DNA binding
Source: RefSeq, a predicted model, not a curated record